Molecule: messenger RNA, 1851 nt
Organism: Panthera uncia (snow leopard)
Lineage: Eukaryota; Metazoa; Chordata; Mammalia; Carnivora; Felidae
Gene: KRT82
Product: keratin 82
Exons: 9
Coding region: 1-1557 (518 amino acids)
Biological process (GO): intermediate filament organization; keratinization
Cellular component (GO): keratin filament
Molecular function (GO): structural constituent of skin epidermis
Source: RefSeq, a predicted model, not a curated record
AUGUCGUGCCGCUCCUUCCAGCAGGGUUCCAGGUGUGGCAGCCGGAGCUUCAGCUCGUGCUCAGCUGUCCUUCCCCGGAUGGUCACCCACUACGCAGUGAGCCAGGGGCCGUGCCGGCCCGGGGGUGGGGGGGGCCUCCGUGCCCUGGGCUGUCUGGGCUCCCGGAGUCUGUGCAACGUGGGCUUCGGGAGGCCCCGGGUUGCCUCCAGGUGUGGCCUGCCUGGCUUCGGCUACCGCACGGGGGCCGCCUGUGGGCCCUCAGCCUGCAUCGCCCCCGUCACCAUCAACGAGAGCCUGCUGGUCCCGCUCGAGCUGGAGAUCGACCCGGCCGUGCAGAGGGUGAAGACGGAUGAGAAGGAGCAGAUCAAGUGCCUGAAUAGCCGCUUUGCAUCCUUCAUCAACAAGGUGCGAUUCCUGGAGCAGAAGAACAAGCUGCUGGAGACCAAGUGGAACUUCAUGCAGCAACAGAGGUGCUGCCAGAGCAAUAUAGAGCCCAUCUUCGAGAACUACAUCAGCACCCUGCGGAGGCAGCUGGACUUUGUGGCAGGGGACCGGGCCAGGCUAGAGUCAGAGCUCGGCAGCCUGCAGGACACGCUGGAAAGCUACAAGAAAAAGUACGAAGAGGAACUCUCCUUGCGGCCUUGUGCUGAGAACGAGUUUGUCGCCUUGAAGAAGGACGUGGACACAGCCUUCCUGAUAAAGGCUGAUCUGGAGACCAACGUGGAGGCUCUGCUCCAGGAGAUCGACUUCCUGAAAGGCCUGUAUGAGGAGGAGAUCUACCUGCUGCAGUCUCAGAUCUCAGAGACCUCCGUCACUGUGAAGAUGGACAACAGCCGGGAGCUGGAUGUGAAUGGCAUCGUGGCUGAGAUCAAGGCCCAGUAUGACGACAUCGCCAGCCGCAGCAAAGCCGAAGCCGAGGCCUGGUACCAGAGCCGGUAUGAGGAGCUGCGGCUGACAGCGGGGACCCACUGUGACAAUCUCCGCAACCGUAAGAACGAGAUCCUGGAAAUGAACAAGCUGAUCCAGCGGCUUCAGCAAGAAACUGAGACCGUGAAAGCCCAGCGCUGCAAGCUGGAGGCCGCGGUGACCCAGGCAGAGCAGCAGGGCGAGGUGGCCCUCAGUGACGCCAAGUGCAAGCUGGCAGGGCUGGAAGAGGCCUUGCAGAAGGCCAAGCAGGACAUGGCCUGCCUGCUCAAGGAGUACCAGGAGGUGAUGAACUCCAAGCUGGGCCUGGACAUCGAGAUCGCCACCUACAGGCGGCUGCUGGAGGGCGAGGAGCACAGGCUGUGUGAAGGCAUUGGGCCGGUGAAUAUCUCCGUGAGCAGCUCCAAAGGCGCGGUCCUCUACGAGCCGUGUGUGGUCAACACACCCGUGCUGAGGACUGAAUACUGCCCGGGGGGCACCAGUGUCCUCAAGAGCAGCGGGGGCUGCAGCGUCGUGGGCACCGGUGAACUCUACAUCCCCUGCGAGCCCCAGGGGCUACUGGGCUGUGUGAGCGGGAGGAGUUCUGGCAUGAAGCUGGGGGCUGGGUGCGGCUCCUCCUGCCACAAGUGUUAGCAUUGCCCCAGAAGCUGCAAGCCCAGUGACAGGGCGCUAGCCCCCAGCCUGGAUGUUGUCCACCGAUCAGCUGAAGACAAGGAUAUUCCUAAACCCCUUCCUGUAUUGACCACACGUUUCCCUCCUGUUUUCACACUGGAAGCCGCCCCUUGGGUAUCUUUAAGGGUCACCUUUCACUUGGCUAUGUGCAGAACCUCAGCUAGGCCUUGGGGGUGGACACAUUAAAGUUCUGCUUUGUGGACUAUCCCCUGGAAGAUUCCCUACAAAGCCAGUCUCCCACCCCCUACCCCUGGA